This is a messenger RNA of Aspergillus aculeatus ATCC 16872, 2499 nucleotides long. Its product is annotated as SLM1 family PH domain-containing protein. The record is from RefSeq and is a predicted model, not a curated record. The transcript has 3 exons. NCBI's taxonomy places the organism in Eukaryota, Fungi, Ascomycota, Eurotiomycetes, Eurotiales, Aspergillaceae. Bases 1 to 2499 code for a protein of 832 amino acids.
AUGGCUAUGGCCGUUAGGUCGCAAACGCCGGUGCAGGACCCCUAUGGCACCCUACCUCAGCAUCCCGAUUCUCUACUAAAUCGCGGAGCAUACGGCGCGCGCUCCAGUUCCCGACCCAACUCCAUCAUCGCCAGCACUUCCGGUUACAAUAACGUCACCCAAGCCGCCGACCCUACCUCUCACCCUCACACCGGUCGCUUUCACGAGGAGUUCGACGCUGCCAGCCAGCGCGGCUCCGUUCUUGUGGACGGUCCGUCGAGCGCCGGCAUGCAACGCUCGGCUUCACAAAUGUCCCAAUCUCGAUCCGCAACCCCGACCAGAUCCGGCACUUUAAGAAAGAAGGCCUCCCUCAGUAAGAGAGGUAGCAUGCGUCGCAGUGGUAGCAAGAGAAGUCUGCGGGCGGGUAGCGUACGAAGCCUCGUCCUGGGCGAUAGAGAGAAAUACGGCGUCGAUGGCGAAGAUCCGAACAGCGCAUUCUAUAUUCCCGUUCCAACGGAUGGAAGCCCGACCGAGGUACUGGCUAACCGCUUCCAAUCGUGGCGCAAAAUCCUCAAAGAUCUCAUCAUCUUCUUCAAGGAAGUGCAGAAGUCGUACGAAACACGCUCGAAACUCUUCAUGUCCGCCUCGAACAUCAUGAACAACACAUCACUGCCGCCGACAUUCCUCAAGUCGGGUGGCCUGGCAGAUGCGACCGAGAUCUUGCGCGACUUUCACCGCCAGGGUUAUUUGGAAGCGACUAAGGCGGCCGAGGUGGAGAGCGAGGUUGUCAAUCAGCUUAUGGGUCUCCGUAAUGAUCUGCAGAAGAAGACUAAGGAGAUCCGCAGCCUGUCGGGCGAUUUCCGAAACUCUGUCGACAAAGAAGUUGACGCCACUCGCAAGGCCGUUCGACACUUACACGAGGCCCUGGGUCUGGUCGACACUGAUCCAUCUGCGACUUCUGGAAAGGGCGAUCCGUUCAUUGUUCGGUUGAGUGUGGACAAACAAAUUGAGAAGCAGAUCGAGGAAGAGAACUAUUUGCAUCGGGCAUUCUUGAACUUGGAGAACUCUGGUCGCGAGCUCGAAUCCAUUGUUGUCAGUGAGAUUCAGAAGGCCUACAACGCCUAUGCCAGCAUCCUCAAGCGGGAGGCUGACGAAGCCUACGACACCGUUGAGAAACUCCGCGCGGGACCCAUCUCGAUGCCACACGACCAUGAGUGGAAUGCAUUCAUUGCAGACACUGACGAACUGGUUGAUCCCGGGGUGCCUCUCCGUGAUAUCGAGAACAUCACCUACCCAGGAAAGGACCACCCUGCCGCCGCAGAGGUCCGGUCGGGUAUGCUGGAGCGUAAGAGCAAGUAUCUUAAGAGCUACACGCCCGGCUGGUAUGUCCUGUCACCCACGCACCUCCAUGAAUUCAAAUCCGCCGAUCGCGUCGCAUGGCAACAACCGGUGAUGUCGUUAAACCUCUUGGAUCAGAAAUUGGGGUCGCACUCGCAGCCCGACUCAAACUCGCACAAGUUCAUGCUCAAGGGAAGACAGACCGGAACCAUGCACCGGGGUCAUUCGUGGGUCUUCCGUGCAGAAACCCAUGAGACGAUGAUGGCCUGGUACGAAGAUAUUGAGAGCCUCAUGUCCAAGACGGGCGAGGCCCGCAACGCAUACGUGAGGCGCCAUGUCCGCACCGUGAGUGGCGCCAGUUUCCGUAACAGCAGCGAUGGAAUGGAUGAGGAUGAAGCGGAUAGGACUCCCUACUCCGCGGAGUCAGCCGUCCUGUACCAAGAGCGUCCCACUUCGCAGCCCCGUCAACCAGGAGGCCGCUUUCCCAGCGAUGUCCAGAUAGAUCGUCACUUAGAGGCGCCUCUGUCGCCUUCCAGUGGUGAGAGCUCCGGUGACAGAGACCUGCUGGCGGCGGCCGGAUCCUUUUCUGACCCUCGACCAUUCAGUAGCGCCAUGACCGAUGGUGAGGCAAAUGGCAGUCACUUGGAGAAUCAAGGCUAUCCCCAGCCAGUAGAAAGGCACGACAGCCACUAUGGCACAUGGAUGGGAGCCGGAGGUUAUAAUGAGCAAACUCAGCCCGCGCAACAAGGUUACGACCGAGGUUACCAGGAACGAGAGACUGGCGAGGCCAUCUUCGUCAACGGCAUGGGUUCCACGAGUUCGCGAGAUCCAUCUUUGACCCGCCAGCGCAACCGCGGCGAAAGCGCCUCGACAGCGCCCACGGCGACGAACGGGACAGAGUACACACACAACACCCUUCCGAGCUCAAUUGACGAGCCUGAGGAACCCAAUGUUGAUAUCGUUGGGGUUGAGCUCGACGGCGCAGCCAAGCAGCCCAUGACAACCACCGGCCAUGAGCGAAUUAUACAUGCUGGCCCGUCUGUCGGCACUGUUGCCACUGACAUGGCCGUCACUCAGAAUGGCAGUGCCAAACGACCUCCCGCACAAACCAAGGGCAGUGUCUCCACUCUUGAACUGCAGAUUCCAGGCCAUUAUCCUCCUGCAAAUAACCUGUCGCCAUAG